Messenger RNA from Myotis myotis, 2057 nucleotides. It is a transcript of the gene VGLL1, whose product is annotated as vestigial like family member 1. Bases 102 to 806 code for a protein of 234 amino acids. NCBI's taxonomy places the organism in Eukaryota, Metazoa, Chordata, Mammalia, Chiroptera, Vespertilionidae. Gene Ontology annotation, biological process: regulation of transcription by RNA polymerase II. The record is from RefSeq and is a predicted model, not a curated record. The transcript has 5 exons. Gene Ontology annotation, cellular component: nucleus.
GGCCAGGCAUCAAAACGCACCUCUGACCAGCCAUAGUUUGGCAUCUGCAUCUUGCUCUGGCUCAGCUGAUGGUCAGGAAUUAAGCUAUUACCUGUAUCACAAUGGAAGAGAUGAUACAGAAGCCUAUAAAGACUGAGUGGAAUUCUCGGUGUGUCAUUUUCACCUAUUUUCAAGGGGACAUCGGCAGCGUAGUGGAUGAACACUUCUCCAGAGCUCUGAGCAAUAUCAGGAGCCCCCAGGAAUUGAGCCCCGUCAGCCAGAGUGGAGAUGUGAUCCUGAAGAAUGAUAGUGACAUGCCUCCAAAUCAGUGGCGUUUCUCUUCUCAGUGGACAAAGCCACAACCAGAAGUACCUUUUGCAAAUGGCACCGUCAACUGCAUCACCAAUGGGUUUGGUCCCAUGGCUAUGGAUCAGUACCCAGUGCCCCUGACUGGGAGUCCCUCUGUUCAGCCUGGUGAUCUGUGGCAUUUCUCCUCCUUAACCAGCCCAGGAUCUCCAGAGCCAGAAUAUCCUCAUGCCUUCUCUGCUGGGCACCUGGUUCCAGAGGCCCAGCCUAAUGGGAAAUAUGAGUCCCUCCUAAAUUUCUUCCAGCAAGAGAGAUGUGUAGCCUAUCCUCAGCAAUCUGCCAUGUGGGAGAAUUGCAACUCCGCCCAGGCAGCCAGAAGCACGGGAAUGCCCUUCAACCUGCCUUCCAGCUCAGCCCACUGUAAGAAAUAUUUCCGCCCAGAUUGUGGAUCUGCCAGUGCCAGCCUUGCAAGUGGAAAAAGCCAGUCUCCAGAGAGAAGAAAAGAUUUGUUCUUUUAUUGAACUUCAGUUUAAAGAAAAGAAUUCCUUUUUCCAAACCUGCUCAUGAUUUUCUACUGUGAAACCAGAGGAUCUAAAUACAACACGGUCCUUUUCUCUUUUUGUCACUAAAGAGCACAGAGUCUAGAGCAAGUUUCCUUUCUCCCUAAAAUUGUACACUUCUCUUCCUUUGCACCUAUGCUCUAUGGCAGGGGUUUUAAAAUUUGUUAAGUGAUUCCCCAGCACAUAAAAUCAUUAGAAAAGCUAUUCAGGGAUGGGAAGCAUGGAGGCCCACCUGCUUGCUCAUCCUACCCUGCCACUGCACCACUGCUCUCCUACUUAGAAAUCAUAGUAUGCUUACUCUCUACCAGAAGGAUCUUUCAAACCAAGACAGACAAUGGGGUAUUCUACGAGGUUGUCCCACUUUUCCAAUUGAAUAGAGAUACCAGGAUCAGUAUUAAGCUUUCCAACCUUAACCAGACUGUGAUCAGCUUCACGCCUACCUUUACCAAAAUCAAAAUGAAAAAAUGGGGUGGGCAAGGUAAUGGGUUGAGGCUGUCCAUUCCGUGCAUCCUCAAAGUCUAGACGAAAACUGAAAAGGUCUCAGGCUGACCUUGAUGAAUGAAAUAGUUUCACUUGGAAAUUUGGAUUCCUCACUUCUAAAAAAGUGAUUCCUACUGGAAUUGCUGAGAAAUCCGAGGACUAACUUAUUGAAGUUAGUUAGCAAACUGCCUCAUUCCAAGUUGGACCUAGAGUAAGUUUUGUAUCCCAAGCAUUUCUUAGCCUCAGUUCCAUGAGUUCCUGUCUGCCCUCAGUCUGAGGGUGAGGACUCUGGCAUCUGAUACUCCACAGGUAUUUAUUUGGACCUUGGCGGCACCUUGCAGCUUUCCACAGGGGCCAACCUAAUUUACAUAAACAACGUAACAUUUCCUUUAGCUCUUUCACUGUAAGUGACAUCUGGGAAAAUUAACUUUUUUUCAGCACAGAACCUUUGGGGCCACCCAUGUAAAUAACACACAGUAUCUUAGAUGAAUUAGAGGUGAAAGGAAAUGGUUGGUCCAAGACAUAGCAGCAAGACCUCCCUGCAGAUUGUUCCUAGUAAAAUGACAAAUUUCUCUAAACUCAUUAAUCUCUCUAACGUAGUAGACAACCUUGCGUCCACUGUGAGCUUGAUACUUAACAUAUGACAACCCUGGAAGCCCCUGCAGUCAAUGUUCCCCAUUCACACUCCACUUGUUCCUUUGUACUGCUUAGAGGGUAAAUAAUAAAACUUCA